GAGAGAAGAGGGUACGUGGCUGCAUGCACUGAUACACGUGGCGAGUUUGUAGGGAGUAGCGGUUUGGUUGUUUGGCUGAGGGAUUGACUUUUGGAAGCAAGUGUGUUUUUAGUUUGACUUUUUUGUUUAGGGUUUAUGGGCUGGGGGGUGUUUGGGAAGUUGAAAAUUCAAAAAUGGGGGAACUUGAGGAGAUUUUGUACGAGGAGUUGUGAUUAUAAUGGGUAUGAUGUUUUUGCAAGAAAUAUUGAGAUUACUAGGUGGGUUAAAAGUGGGAAUUUGAUGGUGGCUCGGAAGGUGUUUGAUGAAAUGCCGGAUAGGACGGUGGUGUCUUGGAACAUAAUGGUAUCUGGGUAUUCUAGAUUUGGAAGGUUUGGUGAUGCUCUUAGUAUGGUUUCGGCAAUGCAUGUAGGUGGUGUGAAGCUUAAUGAGACUACGUUUGCUUCCGCGUUGAGUGCUUGUGCUCGAUUGCCAUCGUUGUGUGGUGGUAAGCAGGUUCAUUGUGUUGUGGUGAAGUCAGGGUCGGAAGAUUUUAGGCUUGUUGGAAGUGCAUUGCUUUAUAUCUAUGCGAGUUGUUUUGAGAUUGAAGAUGCGAGGCAGGUUUUUGAUUUGUUCCAUGAGAUGAAUGAGUUGUUGUGGGGUUUGAUGCUUGUUGGUUAUGUUCAGUGUAGCUUGAUGGACAAUGCUCUUGAUGUGUUUUAUAGUAUGCCAAUCCGUGAUGUCAUUGCAUGGACCUCGGUGAUCUCUGGUUAUUGUAAAAUUGAUGAUGGUUGUGGAAAGGCUUUGCAGUUAUUUAAUACGAUGAGAGGAAGCGGUGAGGCUAAACCAAAUGAGUUCACUCUUGAUCCCAUCAUUAGGGCUUGUGCUAGAGUAGGGUUGUUGCAUGAGGGAAGGGCUUUUCAUGGGCUAGUUAUGCGAUAUGGAUAUGAGUUUGAACACUCCAUAAGUGCUGCACUCAUUGGCUUUUAUUGUGAUUGUGAUGUUAUCGAUGAUGCGAAAAAAGUUUUUGACAGACUGACAAGCCCCUCGCUGAAUGAGACAAAUGUCUUCAUUGAAAAGCUUAUAGCUGCUGGCAGGAUUGUGGAAGCGGAAUUGAUUUUUAAUGGACUUCCUGAAAGAAACACAGUUUCAUAUAAUUUGAUGAUUAAAGGGUAUUCAUUGUGUGGUAGAAGUGAGGAUUCUGAAAAGUUGUAUCUGGAGAUGCAUCACAGAACUAUACUUUCUUCAAAUAUUAUGAUUUCAGUGUAUUCUAGAACUGAUCAAUUAGAAAAAGCUGUGGAUCUUUUUGAGAAAACGAAAGAAGAAAAGAACCCUGUAACUUGGAAUUCUAUGAUCUCAGGUUAUAUUCGAAAUGAUCAACAUGAAAAUGCUUUGAAACUGUAUGCAGUAAUGCACAAGAAUUCGAUAAGCAAAACCAGAUCAACCUACUCUGCUCUGUUUCAUUCAUGCUCAUGCCUUGGAUCUAUUCAACUAGGACAACUACUUCAUGCUCAUUUGAUCAAAACACCAUUUGUGUCUAAUGUUUAUGUUGGAACAGCCCUUGUGGAUAUGUACUCUAAAUGCGGGAACAUAAGUAAUGCUCAGAAAUCAUUCAUCAGCAUAUCAUCUCCUAGUGUGGCGGCUUGGACGGCUCUCAUACAUGGCUAUGCACACAAUGGGUUUGGUUCUGAGACAAUUUUAUGCUUUAAAGAAAUGAUAAACCAGGGAGUGCAUCCCAAUGCUGCAACUUUUGUAGCAGUCCUUUCAGCUUGUGCUCAUGCAGGCUUUAUUAACAAGGGAAUCGAAUUCUUUCACAUAAUGAAAGAAAACUAUGGUAUUGCUCCCAGCUUAGAACACUUUACAUGCUUAGUUGAUCUUCUUGGCCGAUCAGGCCGUUUAAGAGAAGCUGAGGAGCUUAUCAAAGAGAUGCCAGUUGAAGCGGAUGGUAUCAUUUGGGGAGCUUUGCUUAAUGCAUGUUGGUUUUGGAUGGAUAUGGAUGUGGGUGAAAGGGUUGCAGCAAAGAUGCUUCUUUUCUUUCCGAUCCCAACAUCUACCUAUAUUAUUAUGUCCAACAUAUAUGCAAUGCUGGGGAAGUGGGAGGAGAAGAUGAAGGUAAGGAAGUUAUUAAGAGGCUUGGAUGUGAAGAAGGAUCCCGGAUGUAGUUGGAUUGAGCUAAACAACAGUAUUAAUGUUUUUUCCGUAGAAGAUAGAACCCAUCCUUCAUGUAACAGCGUAUAUGCAAUGUUAGAGCACUUGACUGAGAAUCUUAUUUCAGUGAGAAAAUAGAAGAUGGUAAGAGGGGGCAGGGGGGGCUAUACAUAAUGCAACGAACUCGGAUGCUCAAUCUUCUUGGUAUUGAUGUAGAAUACUGUAGAGAUUGGCAAAUCCUCUGCGACAAAUGACAAAA
Molecule: messenger RNA, 2383 nt
Organism: Daucus carota subsp. sativus
Lineage: Eukaryota; Viridiplantae; Streptophyta; Magnoliopsida; Apiales; Apiaceae
Product: pentatricopeptide repeat-containing protein At1g09410, mitochondrial
Exons: 1
Coding region: 136-2262 (708 amino acids)
Molecular function (GO): protein binding
Source: RefSeq, a predicted model, not a curated record